Molecule: messenger RNA, 1512 nt
Organism: Owenia fusiformis
Lineage: Eukaryota; Metazoa; Annelida; Polychaeta; Sabellida; Oweniidae
Source: the annotation of a GenBank genome assembly
AUGAUAAAGAUGGCGACCGGUGCACUUUUUGGAGGUUCAACUUCUACUCGCCCUCAGAGCAAGAAUCUAGUCGAAUUCAGGGCUGGGAAAAUGACUCUGAAAGGGAAGAUGGUUACUGCUGAUAAGAGGAAGGGAUUCCUGUAUGUUUAUCAAUCGGAUGACGCUCUGAUGCACUUUUGUUGGAAAGACCGUACCUCAGGACAAGUUGAAGAUGACCUGAUUAUCUUCCCGGAUGACAUUGAGUUCAAGCAUGUGCCACAAUGUACAACUGGAAGAGUAUAUUUACUGAAGUUCAAGUCUUCCAGCAGGAAGUUCUUCUUUUGGAUGCAGGAGCCUAAGUCUGACAAAGAUGAAGAAUAUUGUAAGAAGGUGAAUGACAGUCUGAAUAAUCCUCCUGCCCCAGGGUCAAAUCGUGCAGCUGGGGGUGGAGCUGGAGGCCCUGGCGGACUAGGAAACUUACCCCCAGAGCUUGCAGCCAGUUUAGGUGACUCUGACCUCCAGAGCAUCCUUGGAAACAUGAGCCAGCAACAGUUAAUGCAGCUGCUUGGGGGUAUGGGAAUGGGUGGAGGGGGAGGGGGCAUGUCUGGUCUCUCUGCUCUAAUGGGGGGACAGAGGCCUGCCAGUGCUCAGUCAACAGAGUCGUUGCCAGCUCGUGUACAAUCCAGCCCAGGACCGAGGGUAACAGCAGCCAGUACACCUGCUACUGAACAACGCCCUGCAACAGCUGCAGUCCUACCUUCUCAACCCUCCAGUGUGAUCACCCCUGCCACCCCAGCUGGAGCUCAACCCCCUGCUGCCUCAACAAGUGCACCUGCCAGGACUGACUCAGCCUCAGCUGAUCAGAGGAUACAGCUCAGUGAUCUACAGAACAUCCUCUCUGGCAUCAGUGUACCAGAGCAGAAAGACCAGGUUGACUUAGGUGCUUCAUUGAACCCAGAUACCAUGAUUCCUAUCUUAGCUAACCCUGAGGUCCAGGAACGCCUUGUGCCCUUCCUUCCAGAGGGAGAGAGUCUGCCUAAGACUGAGGGGGAGCUCAAAGCAACUGUAAAGUCUCCCCAGUUUCAACAGGCAUUAGGUGUUUUUAGCCAGGCUUUAGCAUCUGGACAACUUGGUCCACUCAUGAAGCAGUUUGGUCUUGGAGAUGAUGCUGCAAAUGCUGCAGCUGCUGGAGAUGUUGAGGCUUUUGUGAAAGCAAUGCAGGCUCAGGAACAGGCAAAGAAAGAUGGAGGUGAAGAAAAGAUGGACACUGAUUGAGUUUAGAUUAUGCUGUGACCAUCGAAGGCUUGGAAUUAUGAUUAUGAAUGAAGGACUUCGAUAUAACUGAAACUCUACAAGUUUUGUAUUGCUCCUACAACUACCUACAUUUAUCAGAAAUUGAAAUUCUUGAAAUAUUGUGAAGAGAAAAACAUACAGAAAUAAAUUAUAACAAUAAUUAGUAGAUUCUUAAUUUUUAUUGUGCUGUUGACAAUCGUAUUUACCAAAACAGUCGAACAUCACAUAAAAGGAUUUUUA